Capsaspora owczarzaki ATCC 30864 is the source of this 1368-nucleotide messenger RNA. RefSeq lists its product as hypothetical. The coding region runs from base 1 to 1368 and encodes 455 amino acids. Lineage: Eukaryota; Filasterea; Ministeriida; Capsasporidae. The record is from RefSeq and is a predicted model, not a curated record. The transcript has 8 exons.
AUGUCUCGCGGUCCGCUGCAAGAACUGAGCUCGAACGUUCUCAACGCAGAGCCCGCGCCCAAUGUGGAACUCGUGCGCAAGGUCGACGAGUUUUACGUCGAGGAACUUGUCAGGGCCUUCCAAACGAACCCGGACUUGUUCCACAGCGCGAACCAAUGGCUCGCUCUCAAUAUCAAUAGCGAGCGACUGCCCGAAUAUUCCGCCGAGCAAGUUGAGCUCUACGAACGGAUUUGCCGUUACUUGAACGAGGCGAUUCGAGGGGUCGCUAAUGGCGACCAGACGGGAACGGCUGUGACUGGCGCCUUGGAGCGUCGCGCUUCAGGUCCUGCUACAUGGGAUGGUCGCGACACCCCGAACGAGGACAACCGCUGCUUUGUCUUCCUUACUGCCGAGAUUGAACGGUGGACCGACAACGAGACCUGGGGUGGAUCCUUUCGGGCAGGAAACUGGUUCAAGUACCCAUCCGCAGAUGUAGCGGGCAGGUGGAAGUAUCGCUGCACGUCGGCAGAUGGACUGUGUGGCAUCGUUGUCUACACGGGGCCGCCUGCGGUGCCGUGGACGCGCCCAUGCACACUUGAGCGGCUUUUCACUUUGCUGGGCAUGACGCUUUUCGUCGCUGUUGUGGUCCUGGCUCUGACUCACUCCGUGCUCGCUGGCACCUGGGAUUCCAGUGCAUGCAAGUAUACCACAACCGCUGGCACGUCGUUCACCGUGUCCGCGUUUCACCGCGACCAGCCUUGGUCGAUUCCCGGCGUCUCCUCCACUGGUGGACCCGAUGGAUACAACUAUCUCUACAACUUCUGUCCUGGCCUUGGGACUCAAAUUGGAACUUGCCGUUCAACUGAUCUUGUUUGCCAGCAGUCAACUAGCGGCUCGACUUAUGUUAUUGGAACCAAUUUCAUGUCAACCACUGAUGGGACCAACUCUAAUACUGUUGAAUUCAAAACCACAGACGCGAGUCCGCGAUGCACGCGUGUCAUUUUCAACUGCGAUCCGAACACACGCGGCGAGCCUGUAGCUGCUGCGACCGAACAGAAACCCGCAGAUCUCGGCUGCCUUGCAACCUAUACGAUGGCUUUCACGCAUGCGUGCUUCUGCCCUGGCACCACUUGCUCGUACGGGCCUUCCGGAUCUUCGUCCGCCACUCCAUCCGUGACUGCCACGGCAGUCGCGUCCGAAACCGCUGCGCCUCAGCCUUCGCCGCCUGCUCCCUGCACCUGCACUCUUGAGUCCUAUCUCAUUGUCGCGACCGCCUCUGUCGGCCUGACCCUGGUGGUUGUCAUUGUGACUCACUACGCUCUCCGCGCCUUCAAGCGGUCCCGUCAAGUCCAGCCUCAGUACAUGUUGCUUCAGAAUCAACUGCACUGA